AUGGUGACAACAUUGCAAUCUGAUGCAUAUGACUUUUUUAUGGAUCCUGCGGAACGUAUGAAAGUAUCCGCCCCAUCUCUUAUUAAAGAUAAAUGUGACGAAUUUGUUAUUAAUUUUAGAGAUAGCGCCGACAUCCCAAUAAACAGACUUUCACACGAUAAAAACUGGAAGGAAUCUUAUGAAGAUCUCUCAAAAAUUGCAACAGAUAUCCUUGAAGUAUUGUGA
Entrophospora sp. SA101 is the source of this 225-nucleotide messenger RNA. Lineage: Eukaryota; Fungi; Glomeromycota; Glomeromycetes; Entrophosporales; Entrophosporaceae. The record is from the annotation of a GenBank genome assembly.